AUGUCGGUGCAGCAACGUGUGCAUGCCUCGUCAUCGUCCAUGCCCAUGUCACGCUCCGCGUCAUGGACAGAGGCGGGAUCCACGCCAGCGCCAGCAUCGGCUCCCACCUCAACGGCGCCGACGCCGCCCCUGCCUCCGCAGGACGGGCCGAUCCGCGCGUACGCCAAGCUCGAGUUCCCCGGCUUUUCGUACUAUAUCCAGACGCUGCCCGUCACGAUCGGCCGGAGACCACAGGGACCACCGCCUUCGCCCGUCGGCACGUCGUGGAGCGUGCCGCGCGACGUCGACGUGGAUCUCGGCCCACUCAAGUCGAUCUCUCGGAUGCAUGCGCGCAUCUUUUACUCGGCGCAGGUGCUGCGCGGCUCCGUCGCGCCGCCACCCGCCGACGCGCCUAAAUUGGAGGGCCAGUUCAUGCUCGAAGUGCUCGGCCGCAAUGGCGCCUUUGUAGACGAUGUGUGGGUCGGUAUGAACGGCGUCGUGCCCCUCGGCCCACGGAUCAAGAUCCAAAUUGCCGAGCGUGUAUUCUACUUUGUGCUCCCGCCUCCGCCUUCCUCGAUGGACGAAGAAGAAGAGGAGGACGAAGAGGGCGUAGAGGACGAAGAAGAGGGCGCGCCGCUCUCGUCGGACCUCUCCGACGCGAGUCCGCCCGCCAAGCCACCCAAGUUGGUGCUCAAGCCGCGGGCGCAGCUGCCCAAGCGCCCGCACGAGUCAGAGGACGAUGACGUGUCGAAGCGCAUCAAGGAAGAAGCGCCUGAUACGCCGCUGCCCUUCCAAAAGCCCGACUUAUCGAACGUGCAGCUCAUCACCAAUGCCCUGUCGUCCGAAUCCUGUGCGAAAAAGGGCCACAAACUCACGCUACAGGAAGUGUAUGAAUGGCUGCAAAACACGUAUCCAUGGUUCAGCCAAAACGGACGCAAGACCGGCCGCGACUGGCAGAGCUCGAUCCGUCACACCAUCGGCACGAGCCGCGAGUUCUGCAAGGUGCCUCGCCGCAGCGACGAGCCAGGCAAGGGCAUCUUUUACACGCUCGCCACGAGCGACCUGGCCAAGGCACAGCCGCCGCAGGCCGAGCCGCCUGCGACUGAUACCCCUCCCUCCUCUGCGCCCACACGCACCGAUACCAAGCCAGCGGCCCCCGCGGCCCCCGCAGCGCCUGCCGCGCCCGCGACGCCCGCGACACCCGUCACCCCAUCCACGUCCUCCAUGCCCCGCAUUCCCCUCGUGGUCGGUGUGCCGCCGACGGAUGCGACGGCAGCGCCCAAAGCCCCCGGCUCGCUCGAGUCGCUCCUCGAAACACCGCCGAUCGCCCACCAUCAGGGCAAGCUCUACCUCAGUCCGAGCGUGUUCGGUCACCUAUCGCAGGACCAGCUACGGCACAUCGAAGGACUGGGCGCCCAACAGGCACUCCAGGUGCUCCAGUCGUACCUCGUGACGCAUCUCAAGGCCAAAAUGCGCAAGGCCAAGGCCCCGACGCCGCCGCCACCACCACCAGCCAAGUCGCCGAGCGCGUACGACCAGCGCCUCGAGCCCCCCAAAGUCCCUCGCAUUCCCGUGCCCGACACGCCGCGCGAGGCUCAUAUACCCAAGGACAAGAGCGAUCCCCUCUCGGCUCUCUCAGCCCUCGCCGCUCAUCCCGAGGCCGCCGGCCUCAUUGCCCUCCUCAAGAAGCAGCAGGCUGGUGGACAGGGCACCGUCAAGCUCACGGCCGGGCAGCUCGAGCUCUUGCAGCUGGCGAAUCGCCUCGCCAUGCAGCGCAAGAAGAAGCAGGCACCAGGCUCGCAGCAGCCAUCUACCUCCGGGUAG
This is a messenger RNA of Malassezia restricta, 1803 nucleotides long. RefSeq names its product transcription factor. Gene Ontology annotation, molecular function: protein binding; DNA-binding transcription factor activity; sequence-specific DNA binding. NCBI's taxonomy places the organism in Eukaryota, Fungi, Basidiomycota, Malasseziomycetes, Malasseziales, Malasseziaceae. The record is from RefSeq and is a predicted model, not a curated record. The transcript has a single exon. Gene Ontology annotation, cellular component: nucleus. The coding region runs from base 1 to 1803 and encodes 600 amino acids. Gene Ontology annotation, biological process: regulation of ribosomal protein gene transcription by RNA polymerase II.